This is a messenger RNA of Megalopta genalis, 3553 nucleotides long. The record is from RefSeq and is a predicted model, not a curated record. Lineage: Eukaryota; Metazoa; Arthropoda; Insecta; Hymenoptera; Halictidae.
CAGAUGGAUUUUUGACGCGUCAGUCGGAUGCAUCGCCGGGCGUUGACGUUAUGCAAUUAGACGGUGUUAUCUGCUCGCGUACGGUUCGCUGGUGCAGUGCGUUCGGACUUUCGCAGCAAGCAUGAUCGGUAGUUGCUGUACGAUGAGCAGCAAGCAAUUCGGGAAGCCUGGCUGCGGACUAUGGCUGAUCAUGGCGAUCCUGUUUUUGGUGGCGGCCAGCGAUCUUGGCGCGCAGUCGACCAGAGUGCACACGAAGUUCGGCACGAUCCGGGGUUUCUGGAGCAGGAGCACGAGGGGUAGGCUUGCUGCGCACUACUUGGGCAUCCCCUACGCCGAGCCACCCACCGGGGACCUCAGGUUCCGGAGUCCAAAACCAUGGAGUCGCAAUUGGAACAGCACCUAUGACGCCAUAAAGGACGGCAACAUGUGCAUCCAACCAACCAAAGAUGAAAAAAGUAUUAUAGGCAGUGAGGACUGUUUAUACCUAAACGUUUUCGUGCCCGUACUUUCAGAGGAACGACGGACAAAAGCGAAGCUUCCUGUCGUCGUGUUCGUGCAUGGCGGAAGGUACAUCUUCGGAAGCAGCAAUAGCCACGAGAUGUCCCCUGAAUACUUGAUGAACGAGAACCUCGUUCUGGUCACGCUCAAUUAUCGCCUAAGCAUCAUGGGAUUCUUCUCCACGGAAAACAGUGUCGCUCCAGGCAAUUACGCCCUGAAGGACAUAAUAACGGCGUUGCGAUGGGUGCAGGAGAACAUCGAGGUCUUCCAUGGUGACCCUAAGUCCGUGACAUUGUGGGGACACAGUGCGGGCGCCGGGGCAGCUCACAUAUUGUCUCUCAACAAAAACACAGAGGGACUGUUCCACAGGUUAAUUCUGAUGAGUGGAAACGCGUAUUCACCGUGGAAUCUGCAUUCAAAGAACAAGAUGCGAAAAAAUUCGCUGAAGGUAGCUAAAUUGCUAGGCUGUCUGCCAAACGGCACGCAUAACGGCACCGAAGCGAUCCGAAUCGACGAAGAUCCUAACUUUGAUCGGUCCAAGGAAUCCAUCAAACGUGAGGAACAGAUGGUAGGCUGCUUAAGGUCCCUUGAUCAAAAAGCUAUUAUCAGCACCAUGAAGAAUUUCAAAAUUUUGGACGGCGUGCCCUGCUGCCCCUUCGGGCAUGUUAUCGAAGAGAAGUCAGAAGACGCUGUGAUAUCUGAGAAUCCGUUCAUUGUUAUCAAGAAAGGACAGUUCAGAGACAUACCUUGCAUAAUUGGGAUAACCAAGGAUGACGGCAUGGUGAAAACGAUGGUUGUGAAGAAUAACAAAGACCUGCGAAAGAAGUUAACGGAGAACUUUAAGGAACUUUUACCCCUCCUAGUGGAGUAUCAGGAAUUAGUAACCGAUCGGCACAAUUUCGCCAGAGCCGUAAGGGACUUCUAUCUUCUGACGAACGACACUGAAAAAGAUUUUCAAAACCUUACCAAUGUAGUAAGCGAUGCUAUAAUGAUCUACCCGGUGUACGAAUUACUGAAACAUCAGUCGACUCUCAUGAAAUCGAGCACCUUCUUUUAUUACUUCGCGUACCAGGGCACGUACAGCACCACCUUCCUAUCCGGGACGCCAAUACACUACGGGGUCUCGCACGGCGACGACUUGAACUACUUACUACCGUUCUUGAAUAAAAGGUACAAGGAUUAUUAUGGGCAGCAGACUAGCGAAGACGACACCACUAUGACGAACAUUAUGACUGAAUUCUGGGUCAGCUUUGCAACCACGGGGGUGCCGAAGGCUUGGAAAGUACCACCCUGGCCGGACUACAAAGUUGAAAAGAAGCACCUGGUGAUAGGAAACGGAACGAGCUUAGAUAUCACAGUGGGCGACGACGAGUUGUUGGCAACAAGGAUGGCAUUCUGGGAAGAGAUGAACGAAAGAUACACGAACAAAUUGGGAGACCCAGAGAUACCAAAGGAAGAAGUUCCCAAAGAAACGACACCAUCGAUCUCGUUCCGGAACUACAGUGAUCUGUUAAUGUUAUUAUUAACAACGAUAAUCGCGAUCGCAUAGUAGAAAUGAUUCCGUAAGAUUGCUACAAUAAAAAAAAGACAACUGACGGUCGCAACGACAAGCGAAAGUGCACGCAGGCCAGACACCCUUUACUUCACGCGGGACAGAAAGACGCACGAACGACGAUGAAUAAUUGACCGUCGGGUAGAUUAUCAACGGCGAAAUCUCCCAAAGGGCUCUGUCCCCGGCUCUAAUAAGACAGGGCUAAUAAACGAAAAGCAUAAUGGAAUCCGCUGGAAAUUAAGUUCACCGUGUGGGAGAGUUAACGCGUGCAUCAAAUAUGCAGACGGCCGGCUUCCAGAUGGGCUCCUUCCGCGCUCGGGGAAAUUAAUCAUCCAGUCUGGGUAACCAGUGUUUGUCUUCUUUCCGUUUCCGGCCCGUAUCGCGCCGCAGCGGAAAGAAGUUGCGGCCGGAGAAACCGUGGUCGGAAGCAAUGACUAUGCAACGAGGACAAAUUGAAGACAAACGCGGCCCAUUUCUUUCGGGAACCCGUUUAAAGAGAAGCGAUUCCGCUUACAGCUGAUCGGAGAACCCCUGAGAUCCCGCACAGAGGUUAAAUACUUAGAGACACGUCCUUAUUUUCGCGACCGGUAGCAAAGGCACUGACGUCGCGGUUUCUUCACUUUGCGAUGAAUUCGGACAUUUUCAACUCCAACUAAAGUAGACUUUAUCAUAAAUUAAAAGUAUCUACAUAAUUGAAAACCUACCAAAUUUACGCUGGAUACGGUUUGCAUAUUCUUGCAUAUACUUUGCAUAUUCACUACGUAUCGAUAUAAAACUUAAUUUACUUAAUCAAAUCACCGGGAGCGAGAGGCGCGACGGUAGCCAAGAGGCGUAGCUCUCACGAUUCCUAUGCUGCGUGCUGGUUAAUUCCGAGCCCUGAUCUAGAGCAACUAAUUCGAGCCCUAAUCAAAGUAGCCCUACCCAAACUAAAGCAGAGCUAACCUGAUCUAGAUCAACUAAUCCAGGACUAAUUUGGACCAUGCUUAAAAUGGCUCCCGAUUCUGAACCGCCACCUUAGGGAUGAUAAGGGUCCUAGGUCAUACCAUUAUUGUUUAAAGUAGUUAAAUUGGUUUUAUAAUUCUAGCAGAGAGGGCUCAAUAAUAUGCCAGUUUGUUGUUACGCUAAUUUCGUCGGUGGUUGCCAGCAGUUUUAGUGGCUUAAGUAGUUCUCGUGUUUAUCAGUUAGCUUCAUUGGACAGAACCGAGCUUGCGAGCACCCUUCACCCGUGCCUCUUCGGAUACGAGUUUGAUAACGGGAAUUAAAUCGGUGGAUUAGCGGUUCAACUUCAGAAAUUUUCCGCAUGCCAAGUACCCGCGGCCUAACUUUCUGCUUAAUUCGAUUACCGCGCUACUUUCAGACACGAUACUCCCACGAUUACAUCGGCAAGGUCCGAACGCAUUAUAUAAUAGUAACACGUGAUUCACGUUGUAAUCAUUUACGAUUUCUUUGCAUCGAUAUGUAUGCUGAUUUUCUGGUAGGUAGAAUAUACGUCUGUUAAUGCAA